AUGUCGCGAAGGCGCGUCUCCGCCAGCCCGGAGCUGAGUUGGCGGCAGGAUCAGGCGCUGGGCACAACCAUGCGUAUCGUGCGGGAGCUGGGCCCUACCGCUUUCGUCCUGCAGGAGGAAGACCAGAGGGCGGCGGAGCUCAGGGUUUCCCUGGGGAACCCUCAUUCGUGCAGCUGCUCAGUAUUUCUGAAAGAGAAGGACCUUUGUAAACAUAUCUGCUGGUUAUUACUAAAAAAGUUCAAACUUCCAAGAGACCAUGAAUAUGCUUUACAGAUUGGUUUGUUAGAACGAGAAAUUAACUAUCUGCUUCAGAAUCCACAACUUGUCCCCCAAGUAAAAAUAAUUGCCCAUUCUGUUAAGAAAUUGAUAACAGUUGAUGAUGGGUAUGUUAAACAAAAAAGUAUUGACAAUGAGGAUAUAUGUCCUGUUUGCCAGGAUAUGCUACUCAAAAAAAUGCUUCCUGUCACUUAUUGCAG
This is a messenger RNA of Protobothrops mucrosquamatus (brown spotted pit viper), 476 nucleotides long. Its product is annotated as E3 ubiquitin-protein ligase ZSWIM2-like. Gene Ontology annotation, molecular function: zinc ion binding; ubiquitin protein ligase activity. The record is from RefSeq and is a predicted model, not a curated record. Lineage: Eukaryota; Metazoa; Chordata; Lepidosauria; Squamata; Viperidae. The transcript is spliced from 4 exons. The annotation marks the transcript as partial.